GAACAGUAGUGUGUUCGGUGGUGUCGAGAAAACACGUACAGAGGCAAGAUGGGCAGGAGAAAAAUAGACGAGUUGCUUAUUUCAGCUUUUGGUUGGGUUCCGGCGAGGGUGACCUUGGGGGUGCUGACGUUCUUCGGCUUCGUGAACCAGUUUAUGGUGCGCGUGAACUUGUCUGUGGCGAUAGUGGCGAUGGUGCACCAGAACAAGACGGUGGAAGAAGUUCAGGCGCAGUGCAUUCCGAGGUCUCAAGCGACGAAUACCAGUAGGACUUUCGUAGUCGGUACAACGGAGUACCAGGCGAAUGCACUCACCUCUAUGAAUAAUAAAGAACUUACACAGGACGAACCGGCAGACGAAGGCCUAGCUUGGGACGAGGUCACCCAGGGCAUUGUCCUCGCGAGCUACUACUACGGAUACACAAUCACGCAGAUCGUGGGCGGCCGAUUGGCGGAGCUGUACGGAACUCGACUUGUGUUCGGCGGGUGUAUCAUGGGCAGCGGAAUCAUCACCCUUUUCACGCCCAUAGCCGCCCGCGCCCACGUCGGUGCUGCUAUUGCCCUGAGGGUGUUGUUGGGGUUGACCGGGGGCGUGGCUUGGCCCUCGAUGCACGCCCUUCUGGCCAGGUGGAUCCCGCCCGCAGAACGCCCACGGUUCAUUGCCUUCGCGUAUUUCGCCACAACCUUGAGCGUGACCUUCACCCUCCCCCUGUGUGGCCUCAUCAUCGACGGGCGUGGGUGGGAGGCGGUCUUCUACACCACGGGCGUCCUGUCCCUCACCUGGUGUAUGUUCUGGUUCGCCCUCAUGCACGACACGCCCGCCAAGCACCCCAGAAUCAGCCGGGAGGAGCUGGAGCACAUCGAGGUGGCGGUGGCGGCGGGAGGGAGCUCCAAGAAGACGGGGGCGGCCAUCCCCUGGCGCCACAUAAGCACCAGCAUGCCUGUGUGGGCCAUCAUCGUGUGCGAUAUGGGCAAUACUUUUGGCCUCUCGAUCUACCUCACGCAGCUGCCCACCUACAUGAGGAAUGUGUUGGGAUUCUCCAUUAAGAAGAAUGGCUUGCUUUCUGGCCUCCCUUUCCUGUGUCGGUACGUGGGCGGCAUCAUCUCUAGCACGGGCGGCGAGUGGCUCAUGUCUCGUGGGUUCCUGUCCAUCGUCAACACGCGAAGAAUCUUCAGUGCUGUUGCCAUGUUGGGACCGACAGUCGUCUUAGUGGGCGUGGCCUAUUCCGGCUGCGACCCCGCCCUCACCGUCUCUCUCCUGUGCCUCAGCAUGUUCCUCAACGGCGCCAUAACGACCAGUCAGCUCGUUAACCACACUGACGUCGCACCCAACUUUUCGGGCACGUUGUUCGGCAUCAGCAACGACCUUCGCUUCGAUUGCGGGUCAUUCAUCUCACGCUGUGGCGGUGGCGGCCAUUAUGAGGAACCAGCCGGUUUGCUUGAGGAAGCACUCAGGGAAAUGAACCGGAGAGAACGAGCGAAAGGUUCUGAUUGCUUUCGAGUUUGA
Molecule: messenger RNA, 1503 nt
Organism: Penaeus vannamei (Pacific white shrimp)
Lineage: Eukaryota; Metazoa; Arthropoda; Malacostraca; Decapoda; Penaeidae
Source: RefSeq, a predicted model, not a curated record